CAGGCUUCAGUUAUAUUGACGUGAAAGAGAAAUUACGAUGUUGGUGUAAAAUAAAGUUCACAGUUGUUUUUUCCUUUUUUUGGCUUCACUUAACAGCCUGCAUACACACCUCUUUGGAUUCCUUGUUACAUUGUUUAUCCUGGAAGUCUUUCCCUAUCACCUCCUUUGAUGGUGUCACGCAGGUUGUGAAGAUCAAGCUCUGAUUGGUCGGAGACUAACAUGAAGUAUGUCUCUCAGCCAACUCACAGCCAGAAUUCAUGACUUUUGCCAAGGAACAUUUUAACAGACAGAGAUAUUGUGUAGUCUGAGCCUGGCAGGUUUGAGCCCUUGUUUGCAGAAUGGAUUCAAUCUUUUCUGUAAUCGGAUCCUACAUUGACUGGAAUGUCAGAAGUCUGCUGCUCUUCACUUCAGUUUUCAUCCUCACUGCAGAUUAUAUUAAGAACCGUCGGCCGCACAGCUUCCCUCCAGGACCUCGGGCAUUUCCUAUUGUGGGCAACAUAUUCACUCUGGAUUUCAACAGGACCCAUGAGAGUAUGACACAGUUAGCAGGGAAAUAUGGAGACGUGUACAGUCUGCGAAUGGGCAAAAGGUGGAUGGUGGUGUUAAAUGGGUUUGAGGUCCUGAAAGAAGCUCUGGUAAAUCAGGGGGACAGCCUGGCGGACCGACCAGGCAGCCCUCUGCAGAUGGACAUAAGUCAUGGACUAGGUGUAGUUUUCAGCAAUGGGAACACAUGGAAGCAGCAGAGGCGUUUUGCAUUGUCGACCCUCAAAUAUUUUGGAUUUGGCAAGAAGUCACUUGAACCUGUCAUCUUGAAUGAAUUUACACAUUGUGCAAACGCCUUAAUUAGCCAUAAAGGUAAACCAUUCAAUCCUCACCUCGUCCUCAACAACGCUGUCUCCAACAUCAUCUGCACCUUGGUUUUUGGUCAUCGCUUUGAGUACAGUGAUGAGAAGUUCAUCAAACUGAUGAAGAGCGUUGGCAAAGCUUUCAAGCUUCAUGCCUCAAUCUGGGCACAGGUUUACAACUCAUUCCCUCGACUGAUGAGACAUUUGCCAGGGCCACAUCAGACAGUCCUGCACAGCUGGAACAAUAUAAAGGACUUCAUAAGACUGGAGCUUAAGCAGCACAGACAGAACUGGGAUCCCUCAGACCAAAGAGACUUCAUCGACUGCUACCUGAAAGAGAUUGAGAUGAAUAAGGAGCAGGCUGACAGUACUUUUAAUGAGGAAAACCUGGUUAUGUCUGUCUCAGAUCUGUUUGCGGCUGGCUCUGAGACCACAGCUACCACUCUGCGCUGGGCUUUCCUCUACAUGGCAAAGUACCCUGAGAUUCAGGCAAAGGUCCAGGCUGAGAUAGACAGAGUCAUUGGACAGUCCAGACAGCCGUCCAUGGAAGAUCGUGCAAAUCUGCCGUACACUGAUGCUGUCAUACAUGAGAUCCAGAGGAUGGGCAACAUAGUUCCUCUCAGCGUGCCUCAUGCUACCACCAGGGACAUCGAGCUGGGAGGAUACACAAUCCCAAAGGGACUUACAAUAAUCCCCAAUCUGACCUCGGUGCUGUUCAACAAGAAUGAAUGGAAGACUCCCAACACCUUCAACCCAGGACACUUUCUAAACGAGGAGGGCAAGUUUGUGAAGCCAGCUGCUUUCAUCCCUUUCUCUGCUGGUAAGCGGGUGUGUCUCGGAGAGAACCUGGCCAGGAUGGAGCUUUUCCUCUUCUUCACCUCCUUCAUGCAGCACUUCACCUUCUCCACGCCUGCUGGGGUGAAGCCUGUGAUGGACUAUUGCUUUGGUGUGACUCUGGCACCAUGUCAAUAUGAAAUCUGCGCAACCUCAUGCUAAGAGUAAAUUUGACAUAACAAAUAUUCAAAAAAGUAAUAACUUUUUGUCAUUAUGUCACUAUGAGGAGGUUUAGUAAGUACAUCAAAAUGUUGCUUGGCUUCAAUUCUAGAUCAAAUAUUUUUUUAAGGCUAGAUAAGACCUUCUCUUUUGUCUGAACGAGACAUGAGUCACUUUGUCUUUUUGUUGAUUUCUCUCAUUUAAGUCAAAAAUGUGUGAUACAUCUCAAAAAAGUUUAUGAAGUUACAGUUGAUUUCUAAGACAUGCCAAAGAGGAUAUGGAGGUCGAUUUUUGUUAUGUAUUAUAACUCAUAUAAUGACAUGGCAAAUCAAAUUUUUUAAGAUUUUUUUUUUAACUUAGGAGUUAAAGCAGGAUUUUAAAAUUUAAUUUUGGGGGAUUUUUACCAACUAAAGAACAUGAAUAACGGUAAAGAAUAUUGCCGUGGUCAACAACUAAAAAAAUGAAAGCCAUUCAGUUCCUGUACAGUUGUUGUAAAUGGGGAAUUUAGCUAUACCAGGCUGUCAACAUGUGUAUUUCUGCUUUAAAAUUCGGGGUCUAUAAGGUUUGAGGGGUUGACUUGCUUUUGGAGACAGCCUCAUGUGGCCAUUCGAGGAACUGCAGUUUUAGGCACUUCCACAUCGGCUUUAUUUUUUAGCCCUACAGAUUGCAGCCUGAUCAGAACCACAGAGAUUCCUUUUUCACCACGACAACCAUAUUCCCUCUGAACAACUGUCUGGUGAAUAAGUGGUUGUGUGCUAGACGCACAUUACUCCAGAUGACGGCUGGAAUCAAGCUGCAGCCUAAUGUCAAAUGUGUGUCUGACUGCUUCAGGUGAAAGAAGGAGAAUCUGCAUCAAAUCAAAUGAGCUCACUGUUCACCUCAACUUACCUGGCAUUUGACAUGACAUUGUAAAUGCCACCAGACGUCAAAUAAACACAGCCGUCACAUGGGAUUAAAUUCCUUAUUGUUAACAAUAGAAUAAUUGUUAUCCACCUUAUUCCUAGCCCCCAUGAUACCUUGCAUGAAUUAUGUGUGCAACUUCUGGCGUUGAACUGAAACUGUACUGACGCUGAGUGGCGGCCCUAAAGUUUUGCGGAUUUUUACCAACUAAAGAUCAUGAAGUAGGGUAAAGAAUAUUGCUGUGGUCAUGUGAAAACCUUGCAACCACUCUGGGUAAAUAGGCUAUAUAGGAUUAUAUACAACUGUUACAUAACACAACAACUAAAAAAAUAAAAGCCAUACUCAAUUCCAAGAAAAAGUCCUACAUUUAAACUCCUUUACAAAGGUCAAAGUACUCCCGCUGUAAAAUGGCUCCUGUGACUUAUUUCAUUCGUACAUAUUACUUGAUUAGAGUAUUACUGAUAAAUCAAUGCAUAAAUAGCAUUUUGUAGCUUCUCAAGGUGGUGUUAGUUUUAUGGGGACUAUUUUUUUUUGCUGAGGGGACUGGGAACCAAAGGAACAUACAAUCUAUCAGGGAGUUUAUUAGAUAAUGAAGGACAAAUAGUGUGGGAAAUAAGAAAAACUAAUUUCUGCACAAAUUUGUAUUUCUGUCCUACUUUUAUCUUUUUGUGAAAUUUAUAAUCUCUGGGGGUUUAAUCUGAGAAGUUCAGAGGGUAAAUCUCUCUUUGGUGGAACUGCUAAGGUAUGGAAGCCCAUUUCCGCCACUUGAUGGAAAAAAAUAAGAUCUACGAAGUCAAAAUAAUGAGAUACUAAGUCAAAAUAAUGACUUACUAAGUCAAAAUAAUGAGAUACUAAGUCAAAAUUAUGACUUACAAAGUCAAAAUAAUGACUUACUAAGUCAAAAUAAUGAGAUACUAAGUCAAAAUUAUGACUUACAAAGUCACAAUAAUGACUUACUAAGUCAAAAUAAUGAGAUACUAAGUCAAAAUUAUGACUUACAAAGUCAUAAUAAUGACUUACUAAGUCAAAAUAAUGAGAUACUAAGUCAAAAUAAUGACUUACUAAGUCAAAAUAAUGAGAUACUAAAUGAGAUACUAAACCAGCUGGAAUAAGGCUGUUACACUGACAAACUACAUGGUCAUGGUAUGGUAUGAACAUGUGUCAUAUAGGAUGUGAACUUGAAGGUCCUAUGCAGAGUCCUGAUCUCACCUCUAAAGAAAUGACCCUCUGGAUAAACUGGAAAGCUAAUGAGAAGGAUAAAUCAAAAAAGGCAAAGAGAAACAUGUCUUUAUAUGAUCAUAUAAAACACUAUGAAUUGCAUUUAGAAUUAGUUGAAAGUCCAACGUGCCCCUUCCAUGGAUUAAAAAGAUAUGAUCACAUCUUUUUUUGCAAAGCAGAAGCUCAUUCUUCUGACAGACCAGGAACAACACUUCCAGGCAGUAUAUGUUGGUAUGCUUUUGCUAGUUGUUGGUGGAUGACACAGUCAACAAUAAGACUGAUAUCAGAUCAUUUGAAGUGGG
Molecule: messenger RNA, 4258 nt
Organism: Epinephelus moara (kelp grouper)
Lineage: Eukaryota; Metazoa; Chordata; Actinopteri; Perciformes; Serranidae
Product: cytochrome P450 2J6-like
Exons: 9
Coding region: 339-1841 (500 amino acids)
Biological process (GO): xenobiotic metabolic process
Cellular component (GO): intracellular membrane-bounded organelle; cytoplasm
Molecular function (GO): oxidoreductase activity, acting on paired donors, with incorporation or reduction of molecular oxygen, reduced flavin or flavoprotein as one donor, and incorporation of one atom of oxygen; iron ion binding; heme binding
Source: RefSeq, a predicted model, not a curated record